ACCAUUUACAAACAAAAUUGUGGCAUAGUUUAAUAAACUCUUCACCAGUCUUAUUAAUCAUAAACUUCUUUAAAAACUGUGUUACAAUGUUGAAUGUUCUAUUAGUAAUAUUCGGGAUAGUUUGUAAAGGUUUCGACGCAUUUCUUCUUGACGAACCCUGUAACAGAACUAUGACUACACCUGAAAUUGACUUUAUAAUCGGUAAAGACUGUCAACAUGGUUUGAUAUCAUUUCAACCUUCCGCAUCGGGGUCACUGGCAGCGCACGUCAUUAACAGCAAACCAAACACGUGCAACGUGACUACGUGCCUCAGAUCGUGCAAUACAGUGUCUAGUUCAAUAUUCGCUCUAACUCAGGACCCCUUCCAUUGUUGUCAUGUUUUUCCCCGGCCAACAAUAGCCAUGAGAGAUUUCACGGAUAUGAAGAACGAAACUUUGUAUAAAACAAGUUCUUUUGGAAAUGAUUGGAUUUGUACCCGGCCUCAUUCUCAACAGCGAAUUGUUCUCGAUUUCAAUGUUCGUACGUUACAGUGUCCUGUACUUGUAGAAUAUGAUAUUCUUACAACAUGUUGAUUUCUUCCUGAAUAAAGGCUUACACAACGUAGAAAGAAU
Ruditapes philippinarum (Manila clam) is the source of this 611-nucleotide messenger RNA. RefSeq lists its product as uncharacterized. The transcript is spliced from 3 exons. NCBI's taxonomy places the organism in Eukaryota, Metazoa, Mollusca, Bivalvia, Venerida, Veneridae. The record is from RefSeq and is a predicted model, not a curated record. Bases 87 to 572 code for a protein of 161 amino acids.